This is a messenger RNA of Durusdinium trenchii, 3702 nucleotides long. The record is from the annotation of a GenBank genome assembly. NCBI's taxonomy places the organism in Eukaryota, Dinophyceae, Suessiales, Symbiodiniaceae.
AUGCCCCCGUCAGAUGACUGGCCCAAGAACCAGAUGUCCAAGCGUCAACAGAAGAAGCAGGUGCUGCGGGAAGCACGACAAGAGCGGAAGGGCGCCAAGAAGGCCCUGAAGCAGGUUCAAUCCUUGAGCUCGGUGCUUCAGAGCUUAGAUGAGCUGCUGGCGGCUCAUUUGGGAUCCUCGAUGCCCCGUGCUACGGCGCUGGAGAAGGUCUUUGGAGCUACGCAGGCGUAUGAGACGCUGGAAAUGGCGCAUGGACCAGCAGUUGAGGAAGGCUUGGCCUUGUUGGGAGCGUCGGUGGUGCGACCAGAGAAGUACAACGCAAAGUUCCUGCCACAGGAAUAUUCGCUCCUUCACAAGAUUUGGACGUUGCUGGGGCCCGACAGCUCCUCUGCUGGGGUGCUGGACAUCGGCGCGGGGAACGCCAACUGCGCGGUGCUGGCAGCAGCGCUUUUGGGUUUGACGGUGAUUUGCGUGGAACGGGAGUCACCCCGCAUCGAGCUGCGCGCUGAGGAGCUGCUGCCGCCCUCGCUGAGGGCAAAGGUGCGGCGCUUGGAGAUGGACAUCGCCGAGCUCGACGUGGCGACCUUAAAGGCUCUCGCGAAGCAGUAUGGCCUCCAGCGCUUCGUCCUCGUGGCGAAGCACCCCUGUGGCAUCGGAGUGGAUCGCUCCAUCGACUGCGCGCUGCAGCUCGUCGACGCACCCGAGGACGUGGAUCUGAUGGGCGUGGUGAUCGCCACCUGCUGCAGUAACAAGCUGAGCCUGGAUGAUUUCCGAGAAUCGCGCGUCCAGGAGUUCUGCGAUCUCAACUCGAGGCAGUUGGGCUCCGUAACACCGGACUUGGUGAAGGCCGUGGAGCUCAUGAGCAAAUGCACCGCCUGGCGCUCGGCCGCACAGAGCCUGGGGAACGCCAUCAGCGACGAACAGAUCACGUACGCUCAGAUCUUCGAGGAUCACCUGCAAGCCUUGCGAGUACAGAAGCUGGCGCAGGCCUUCGGUGCGGCCAAGGAGGUCCGUUUCGCACCAAGGAGCUGUACCUUGCAGGACCGCUGUUUGAUCGGCUGUCCAGAUCUGGACCUCCCUUCCGAAGGCUUCCUGGAACGCCUCCGCGAGGGAGUUCAGGACUUCCUGCGACUGAAUGGCGGACCCAUGGAUUGCAGGAGACCCGGGGCCCAAGGGACUCAAGUCCAGCAAGUACGACUUCGACUACUCCGAAGACUGCUGAGCACAGAUCCUCGCACCUGCGCACCCCUCCCAUCCCAAGUGACCAGCACGGCACAGACGUGGUCACAACGCGCCUAUGUGACCUGGGACCACGACACGACCUGGUCACCGCAGCUGGACUGGUGGGGUUUCUUCAGCGUCGAAUCUGCUUUGAAGCGUCGAAGAUGCCGAUGUUGGGAGUCUGCAUCCGGGCAGAUCUCGUUGGCCCUUCGGAGGCGAUUUACGGUUCGCGACACGAACCGUGGGCUCCUGGCGGGCACCUGGCAGGAGGUUGGCAGCGACGACAAAGGCGCGGAGACCGAUCCCAAGAAGAACAGCUUUCUGAUCAGCUCCGUGCGCGGCCGGGGCCGCUCCCGGAGCCGGGCGUCGCUGAGCCGCGCGUCGCGGGGCGAGGCGCGCAGCCGCAGCCGCAGUGGAAGUGCCAGGCCUCGCGCACGUCCCAUUUGCUUCAAGGUGGAGCAGCGCUUCCGAGCUUUGAGGUUUCCGGAGAUCCAGCGGACCCUGCGGGCUGCCUUGCGGGCGCGCGCCGGUGGGCUUGGGCUCAUCACUUACAGCAAGCAGGGCUGUCACUUAGAUCCACCAGAGGGAGAGCCUUGGCCUGCUCCAGAUCAAGAGGAUCACUCCGACCGCGGUCAGGAUGAGGCGCCCAAAGCUGAUGCGCCCGAAGCAGGCCCCAAUGCGGAGUUCCUGGUGCUGAGAGCCCUGGGAGGGAGCCAUGCCCAGAUCGCAGAGCUGUGUAAACGAGCAGAUGAGGAGAUGAUUGGCCUUUACUGCAAAGAUCCAGCGGGACUGUACUUGUUAGCCUUCUCUUCGAGCAGCUCUCGCGUCGCGGAGCAUUUGCUCGAGGAAGGCCAUGGUGUGAGACCUUCCACAGAGGUCACAGGUGAGCCUGCACCAACGACCUUGGCAGCAGCCGGGCUCAGCAGCUUGAGUGACCUGCAUUGGUCGAAAGGAUCGAUCCACUUGAUCGAGACCUGUGCUGGCCUUUGGGUGGAGGAGGAGCUCCAUCUGGAUGGAGGUGAGGAGUCCAAGCCAGAGACCUCGGCGCUGCGGCUGGCCAGGCGGAUCCGCCUCAUCAGCCGCCGGGGGCUGUUGGCCGAGGUGCACUUUGCAGAGCCCUAUCGCGCGGUCGCGGGCUGCCUCGCCCUGGAGCCCGCCACAGAUGCAGACCAGGUGGGCGACAAGGUCUGCGUGUGUCGUAAGAUUGCCGUCGACACCGAGCCCGGCCGCGUAGCGACACGGCAUCUCUCAGAGGUGAGCAAGGAUCAGAUGCUGGAUCUUCCUGACGGCGACGUGCCAGGCUUCACCUGGCGCCGGAUCUCCCAAGACGAGAUGCCGGUCGCUGCAGCGGAGCUGCUCAUGGAGCAGGCGGCCGGCCCCGGCUCGAAGCCGCCGGUGUGUGGUUUGCGCGCGGGAGUUUGGAUUGUCUGCGGUGACGUGUCGCUCCAGGUCUUAGGGCCGCCACGCGGAGAGGGGUUCAUUGGUGCCACCCUGUGCAUGAGCAUGGAACAGUUGAAGCGGAUCCAGGAACCUCAGACCUUGGAGGAGGAACUCCAGGGACGCUAUGAGGCCUCCACCGGCCUCAUCGUGGAGAAGGGCUGCAUCCGCCGCGACCGCGGCGUCGGCCGCGCGGCAGAGGCCAAGGGACCUCUCUUGUGUGGCGCCGGCGUCAACAACAACGAUCCGGGUUUUAAGACAGUGAGCAUCCUCUACAGCACCGGACUGAUGACGAAGGUGGACGAAGAAGAGGAAGUCCGGACGGUCCUCACUAGGGUCGGCGGCAGCAUUACCUUGGACAGUGGCACCUUCAACCAAGUGUGGCGCAUUCGUGAGCUCGAGGACAACCCCUUUGACAGCCCAAGCUUGCGUGCUGCGCGGAAAGUCCCGGCGGUAGGCCGCGCAGCUGGCCCUGCCUCAGCAGUGGCAAGGGUGGCCUCGAGUUUCUCUCCCAAGGGCAAGGGCAAAGGCAAGGGCAAGUCCGGUAAGGGGCGUGGAAGCCGUGCGCCGGUGUCUGCCGCUCCAGCACGGCAGGCAGUGCCCGCCUUUCGCCCGCCCUUGGGCUCGUGGCCAGCGACCCGAUCACUCACCGUCUAUGGAGCCCUUCCAUCGCCUGUGGUCCGAGGAGGAGCCCUCAGCUUUGCUCCCCGACCCCGGCUGGGCAGUCGGCCACCGGGACGACCGCUGUCCUCCUUGCAGGCUGAGCUUCAUGCUCCAGGUCGCCCCGGCCCGCCCCGGCGAGAACCGGCGCCCCGGCGAGAACCGGAACCGGUGCGGCGGGGUGUGACGUUGAGCUCCGGGCCGGGGCACCGGCGGCGCAGCCGCAGUGUCUCCAGGCGUAAGGAGCUCCGGUCGCCAGGCUACAGAGAUGCCCCGAAGACGCAUGGCACGCCCAAGUUCGACCGGCACCGGAGCCGAUCGAACCGCGGCAAGCGCUCACGAAGCAGGAGCCGCGGCGGUCGGCGUGGGGCACGGAAGAACUGA